Messenger RNA from Nasonia vitripennis (jewel wasp), 4807 nucleotides. Its product is annotated as serine/threonine-protein phosphatase 2A 56 kDa regulatory subunit gamma isoform. Gene Ontology annotation, biological process: protein dephosphorylation; signal transduction. The coding region runs from base 1080 to 2732 and encodes 550 amino acids. Gene Ontology annotation, cellular component: nucleus; cytoplasm; protein phosphatase type 2A complex. Gene Ontology annotation, molecular function: protein kinase binding; protein phosphatase activator activity. Lineage: Eukaryota; Metazoa; Arthropoda; Insecta; Hymenoptera; Pteromalidae. The transcript has 9 exons. The record is from RefSeq and is a predicted model, not a curated record.
AGAAGAAGUAGCUGCUGCUGCCAGUUGUACCCGCGAGCUGGAUGCUAGUAGCGAUUAGCUCGGUUUUCAUUUCAGCUACUUGUAUACAUUAAACCUAAGUUUAAAAGAGCGAGCUGCAAAGUGUGCCGUGCGCUGUCUCCAUCGAGAAUCAAGAGAGAGAGAGAGAGAGAGAGAGCGAGACGGAGGAGGAUACGGUAGAUCGCGCGCCCUCUCCGCGGAGUUAUUCAGUGCGGCGGUUGCGAGACAGAGAAGGAGCUAACCCCGACAAUAAGUUCUCUCUCCUCUCUGCGGGCAACAUUCCUAUAGCCUCUCUUCACCGCGACGACGACGACGACGACGACGACGACGAGGGGGAUCAACGUCGGGACCAGUAGUUGCUCUAGUGCCUCGAGUGCGGCGUGUGCGUGUGCGUGGAGAAAGAGAGAGGCCGAGUUUUGUAUUAUAAAAGGGAGACAGGAGACAGUAGGAGAGAAUAGCAUAGAGAGCGGAGUGUGUGCGAAAAUGCCGAAGCGUCAGAGGAGAGACAGCGAGGUGCGUUCGAGACGGUAAAAAUAAGCCACGCCGCGAGGCUCUCUCAUACUCGCGCUCUGUGUUCGCGCUGUUUCUCUACUACACUCUUUCUCUCUCUCUCUCUCUCUCUCGCGCGCGCGACGACGACGGACGGACACUGCUAUCCGCCGCUGCUUUGCGAACGACAGUUCGCUAUUCGGCUUUUCUCUCUCUGGCGCUCGCUCGCUCGCCGCUCUGCUGUCGCCGUCACCGCCGUCGCCUGCAGUUAGUGUGUUCGUCGCGCGAGAGUAACAGCAGCCUGCAGCAGCACCGGGAUAUCGUAUCGUCUGCCGCCGCGGCUCUGCAUCGACUCCUCGAGGGAGAGAGGAAUUGCAAGAGAAGACAGGUGCACAGAGGGAGAGAGAGAGAGAGAGAGAGAGAGGAGAACGGUCGAAUACCCGCGGAGCCCACAAGGAGCAGAGGCGCUGACUGGAUCAUCAUCCGCCUCGCCACCAACGAGCCUCUUAACCUACACACAGACUCUCGACUCCCGUUCUCCGACACCACCAAAGCUCCGUCGUCUCGAGAAAAUGGACACAAACAACAUCAAGGACAAGAAUAAAAAAGGCAAAAAUGGUGAACCAGCUGAGGAGGCCAACAAGACGGCGAGUAGCUCGCCAAAUUCCAACAUACCGCCGCCCCCGACGCAGAUCAACAAAAUCAAAUAUCAGCCGGGUGGACCCGUUAUCAAAAAGGACAAGCGCCAGAGCAGUUCGAGAUUCAACGUGUCCAAAAAUCGCGAACUUCAAAAGCUUCCUCUGCUUUCUGAAGUACAAGCAGGCGAGGAGCGCGAGGAGUUGUUCAUCCAGAAGCUGCGCCAGUGCUGCGUCCUUUUCGAUUUCGAGUCCGACCCUCUAUCCGACCUGCAAUGGAAGGAGGUGAAGCGCGCCGCGCUUCACGACAUGGUGGAGUACGUGACCAAAAACAGGAACGUCAUCACCGAGGCCAUCUACCCAGAGGCCGUCAAUAUGUUCGCCGUAAACUUGUUCCGGACUCUGCCGCCGUCGUCGAAUCCCAACGGCGCCGAGUUCGAUCCCGAGGAAGACGAGCCGACGUUGGAGGUGGCCUGGCCACACCUGCAGUUCGUUUACGAGUUCUUUCUGCGCCUGCUCGAGUCGCCCGACUUUCAGCCGUCGAUCGCCAAGCGAUACAUCGAUCACAAGUUCAUCCUGCAGCUGCUCGAGCUCUUCGACUCGGAAGACCCGAGAGAGCGGGACUUCCUCAAGACGACCCUGCACAGGAUCUACGGCAAAUUCCUCGGGCUCAGGGCCUACAUACGCAAGCAAAUCAACAAUGUCUUCUAUCGGUUUAUCUACGAGACCGAGCAUCACAACGGCAUAGCUGAGCUUCUAGAGAUUCUGGGAAGUAUUAUCAACGGCUUCGCAUUGCCUCUAAAGGAGGAGCACAAGACCUUUUUGUUGAAAGUCCUUCUGCCUCUGCACAAGGCUAAAUCGCUGUCGGUUUAUCAUCCGCAGCUCGCCUACUGCGUCGUCCAGUUCCUCGAGAAGGAUGCCUCGCUCACGGAGCCGGUCAUCAAGAAUCUUCUCAAGUUCUGGCCCAAGACGCACUCGCCGAAGGAGGUCAUGUUCCUCAACGAGCUCGAAGAGAUACUCGACGUCAUCGAGCCCGCUGAGUUCCAAAAGGUCAUGGAUCCGCUCUUCAGGCAACUGGCGAAGUGCGUUUCCUCGCCACACUUCCAAGUGGCCGAGAGAGCACUGUACUAUUGGAAUAACGAGUACAUUAUGUCACUUAUUUCGGACAACUACUCCGUAAUUUUGCCUAUAAUGUAUCCAGCGCUCUAUAAAAAUUCCCGCAAUCACUGGAACAAAACGAUACACGGUCUAAUUUAUAAUGCAUUAAAGCUUUUCAUGGAAAUGAACCAAAAGGUGUUCGAUGAAUGUACGCAACAAUAUCAUCAGGAUCGACAGAAGGAACGAAAAAUGCUGAAAGACAGAGAUGAAGCGUGGACACGAGUGGAGGCGUUAGCUAUGAGGCAUCCAUCGUGCGGAUCUAAAGGCGGAGUACCAAAUAACAAUCCAUUCAUAACGUCACAAAAUGAUAAUAACUCGCCGCCCGAAGAAGACGGCGAAAACGAGCAAAUCACACUAACAGCCGAAAAAAUCGAAGCGAGAGCUAAUGAAGUAAGUAUACAAAAUAUCUCGAACUUCGAUCUGUCCAGGUGAAAAAAGUAUCGAAUGUAAACAAAGUAAAACAGCUAUUACGGAGGAAAAGCGAGCUGCCCCAAGAUUCCUACACGAUUAGGGCGCUCUCGGAUCACAAACGAGCGGAUGAGUACCUUGUUACACCGCCCGACCCCAGCAACUGCUAGUCUCUGCCUCGCUCUCUUCCACUUAAUUUUUUGAUGCGCAGCACCGAGGUCAGAAGUUAGUUUCUUUCCUUACACUCUGAUCAAGUCGACUACUGAACGCCAAGAGGAUUAAAUGAAACUCGUCGGGGAUCGCGCGUAACCUUAGUUAGUUUAAAAGAAGAAAAAUGAGUGAGAAUGGGGGUGUGACUGUAAUAUAUAUAUACAUAUACAUAAAUGAGUUUUUCAAUUUUUUAAGCUGGCUGAUGAGUUCUGCAAACCAUUCGAAUAAAACAUAAAUGUCGCUGUACUAUUCUUUGUACUCAAACGGUAUGUGUGCGCGCGCGUCCUUUGAAGCAAGGAACAUGAAUGUCAUGAUUAAAUAAGAUUUUUUGUACAAAAAAAUAAUAAGAAACAAAUGAGAAUACGCUUCGCUUUAUUUGAAUAAAUCGAAAAGUUGUCGAAACGCGUUAUUUAAUCUGCGAGUUUUUAAAAGCAUGACAUAUAUGACAAAAGUAAUAUCGAACGCCAGUCGUUUAUAUAGGAUAUUCAUUAGCAUGAAUUGCUUCUGUGUUAUCGUUCCAAUCUUAUAUAAAACUUGUAACCAAUCGCAACAAAAGCAAAAUGUAAACGAUCGCGCAGUGAACUAUAUGAACGUUAUAUCCGUUGUGCCUCCGUGUGUUAAACAAAACGCUUAUUGUCAUCUUUGAGAAUUUCAUUUCUCUUUAGGGUCACUUAUCCAUUGACAGCAGGAAGAUAAAUUUAUCAUCAAAUUACAGUCGGAUUUCAAGAAUUCGAUAAUCCUUCGCUUUAAUAGUGUAUUGUUAAAACAGUCAUGCGUGACUCGAAAAGAAAAAUUUCACUGUUGUGGCCAAAUAUAAGAAAGGAAAGCAAAACGCAUAAAAAAAAACAUGUUACAAACACAUAAUCUUUGCGCUGCUGGCAGGCUGUUAUGUUAAUAUUGCUAAUAUACCUUGUUAAAAAUGAUAUAAGAACUCGUAAAUAAAUAAAAGAAAUAUUUCGAAUUUAAGCUGCAAAUGAAAAAAAUUUUGAGAAUUUGAUUUUACUCAUUAAUUUGUAUCCUCUCAAAGGAAAAGGACCGUCUCUGCUAAAAGUUGAUUAUUUGUAGAAUUAUACUAUUAUAGCGUUUAAUAUUAUUAUUAAAUGUUGAUGUGAAUACACAUAUGGGAAGAGUUAUAAAGAAAAGAGCUAACUUUACGAGCUUUUAUUAAGGGACUGUUGCGAAGUCUCGCUAUUUCGAGCCUUGGAGCUUGUUUUCGCGACACUCGUACUGACGAAUCUUCACUUUGGAAUAAUGAUCAAUUUUUCCAAAUACUGUGGAAACAUAAUCAAAGAUAUGUAAACAUAAAAACUUGCGAAGAUUCGUCAUUUUUAAAAGCAUACACCCGAGUUCGAUGACUCAUUAAUCGUUGAUCGAUCCAUCAUAGCUUUGUUGUAAGAACAGUCUUACACAUGUUCAUGUAAUAGCUCAAUUGAAUGUUGUACUAUGUUUGAAUGUAUAUACAAACUAAAAAAAAAGAAAAUCCUCGAAAAACUUAGUUUUACGAGAGAAUAGCUGAGUGAGUUGUUUGUACUCUAGUGUAUGCCGCGAAGUUAUUGUGCAUCGUACCGCUAGAGUUUUAUUUCUAUGGGUAACAGCAUGCUCUCACUAUCUUUCCUUUGUUCAUGAGGUUGAACGACAUUUUUCGUAGGAAUUUACAGAUUCUUGCAUGCGCAUUUAAACAGCAGGAUAAUGACUAAAACUCUUCCAUUUCUCUUCAUGAAUUCCAUCACUGCGUUUUGUAACAAUUGUAUGUUCCUAUGAUUCUUUUACGCUGAAGAGACUUUUGUACUCUGCCGAAAAAUCAAGGAAUGCUAAUCGAACGAUUGAAAGAUGGCAUUAAUUUAUGCGAUUGUAAAUACUGUAUAAAAGUAAAGAUUUCGUGAGACCGA